Amphiprion ocellaris (clown anemonefish) is the source of this 8408-nucleotide messenger RNA. Its product is annotated as nuclear receptor ROR-alpha A-like. The coding region runs from base 152 to 1804 and encodes 550 amino acids. Gene Ontology annotation, molecular function: zinc ion binding; RNA polymerase II cis-regulatory region sequence-specific DNA binding; nuclear receptor activity. Gene Ontology annotation, biological process: regulation of transcription by RNA polymerase II. The record is from RefSeq and is a predicted model, not a curated record. Gene Ontology annotation, cellular component: nucleus. NCBI's taxonomy places the organism in Eukaryota, Metazoa, Chordata, Actinopteri, Pomacentridae. The transcript has 12 exons.
ACAGCAGCGACCUGCAGCCGCGCUUCUCCCGCUGUCCAACCGCUCCUCUCCUCCUCACCUACUCUGCCCUUUGAAGACACCUACUCGCCGCUGAGAAGGGAUAUUGUGCUCGUUUUUUCUGGGGGAGUUUUUUUGUUUCUCCGGUUCAUGGAUGGAGUCGUCCCCGCAGGAUUCGGUGAGCGAGCCGGGCAGGAGCGUCUCUGAGCCCGCUACACCAGCCGCGGAGACGCCGGCGAGCCAGCAGCUGGAGACUCCGCACCCGGCACCGGUCAGGACUCACGGCGGCUCCAGCUCCAAAGGUUUGUCAGCAGCUGUGAAGAAAACUCACUCAUCUCAAAUUGAAAUCAUCCCCUGUAAGAUCUGUGGAGAUAAAUCAUCAGGGAUCCACUACGGAGUGAUCACCUGCGAGGGCUGCAAGGGCUUCUUCAGACGGAGUCAGCAGAGUAACGCCACCUACUCGUGUCCUCGCCAGAAAAACUGUCUGAUCGACCGAACGAGCCGGAACCGCUGCCAGCACUGCCGUCUGCAGAAAUGUCUGGCUGUGGGAAUGUCCCGAGACGCUGUAAAGUUUGGUCGCAUGUCUAAGAAGCAGCGGGACAGUUUGUACGCUGAGGUCCAGAAGCAUCGUCUCCAGCAGCAGCAGCAGCAGCAGCAGCAGCAGCAGCAGCAGCAGCAGCAGCAGCAGCAGGGAUCCGUCCUCCUGAGCCGACCCAGCAUCGGCAGCCCGAGUCCUGGGGAGGCCGAGUCUCUGUCCCCCCAAUACACGCUGUCCUCCAGCGGCCUCACGGAGCUGCCCGACAAGGCCGGACGCUUCCUGGAGCAGGACUCACCUGAGGGAGGCUCUCUGUCAUCCAAGGCCGACUCUGGUGGAGGAGGAGGAGACGGUGGAGGUUUCUACCUGGACAUCCAGCCGUCUCCUGACCAAUCAGGGCUCGAUAUUAAUGGCAUCAAACCGGAGCCGCUGUGCGACUACGGGUCCAGUAACGGAUUCUUCCCGUACUGUUCCUUCAGCAACGGAGACGCUUCGCCUACAGUGUCCAUGGCUGAACUCGAUCACCUGGUCCAGAUCAUCUCCAAGUCUCACCUGGAGACGUGUCAGUACCUGAAGGAGGAGCUGCAGCAGAUGAGCUGGCAGAGCUUCGAGCAGGACGAGGUGGAGACGUACCAGAGCAAGCCGAGGGAGGUGAUGUGGCAGCUGUGUGCCGUGAAGAUCACCGAGGCCAUCCAGUACGUGGUGGAGUUCGCCAAACGCAUCGACGGCUUCAUGGAUCUCUGCCAGAACGACCAGAUCGUCCUGCUGAAGGCUGGUUCUCUGGAGGUCGUCUUGGUACGAAUGUGUCGGGCGUUUGACUCCCAGAACAACACGGUUUACUUCGAUGGAAAGUUCGCAGGUCCUGAUGCCUUCAAAGCUUUAGGGUGUGAUGAUUUGAUCUCGUCGGUGUUUGACUUCGCUAAGAGCAUGUCUUCGCUGCACCUGUCCGAGGACGAACUCGCUCUGUUCUCAGCGUUCGUUCUGCUUUCUGCCGAUCGGUCGUGGCUGCAGGAGAAGCUGCAGGUGGAGAAGCUGCAGCAGAAAACUCAGCUGGCUCUGCAGCACGUUCUGCAGAAGAACCAGAGGGAAGACGGAGUUCUCAACAAGCUCAGAGCGAAGGUGUCGGCGUUGCGUUCUCUCUGCAGUCGCCACACAGAGAAGCUCUCAGCGUUCAGAGCAGUUUAUCCCGACAUCGUUCGAUCACACUUCCCUCCUCUGUACAAGGAGCUGUUCGGAGCCGACCUGGAACUCGCUCUGCAGACCAGCGACUGACCGACGUUCCCCGCAGGACCGAGCUUCUGGAUCCAGAUCCUGGUUUCUACGGACCCAGAGGACGGACCGGCGACGCUCGCCUCCAGAGACAGUUAGUGUUUGGACGCUGAACUCCUCCUGGACAAACAGAGACACCAACUCGUGCAGAUUCAGCGAGGAUCAGGUGGUUUUCUCUCUCCACCUUCAUUGACACAUCCAGGAUCACGGACCUGGAUCAGACUCACUCUGACGUUAAAAAGCACUUUCAGUUCUCACACUGAAACCUGGUUUCUGUUUCCUUCACCGGAUUAUAAAGACACAUUCAGUUAUUUUACUUCAGAAACACGACGACUCUUUGCAGGAUUAACGGUUGUUGACCAAUAACCAGCUCAAAGGACCAGACUCAUGCAGCUAAACUACUUUAACACAGCAGUCAUAUGGCAUAAAGACAAGAAGUUACUGUAAUUAUUCCUCCUCUGCAUACUGACAGCACAGUGACAACAGUGUAAAGGAUAAAUAACAAAAUACACAGUUCACCUGAACUAAAUAUGAGGCUUUGACGGUCUGACUUGCAAUGCAUUGAAAAUUAAAACAUCAUGAAAAAGUUAGUUUUUUGCAUAAUUUAAUAAAAAAAAAGGUAGACUUUUGUAUCUUCUGUAUUAAUUACAUGUAAAGUAAAAUCUUAAAGCCUUUUUUGUUUUAGUUUUGAUGAUUAUGGCUUAAUAGCUCAUGAAAAUCAGAAAUCCAGUGUCGCAAAAUGUUAGAAAAUUCUCUAUCAUCAAUCCAAAAAAAAGGAUUUACAAUACAGAAAUGUCCAAUUGGCACAUUAUACAGCAAGUCUGACCCAGAGUUUAAACUGCUGUUAUAAUGGUUUUUUUUGGUUUUUUUAAAAUAAAUUAAUGCCGUACUACUUCUGUAACAGUCACACUUUUCAUAGUACUGUUACACAUUGAAUAUUGGACUGAAGAUUCACUUUAUAAAGUGAUAUUGCAAAUAAAACUGCAAUAUCUUUCCAAAAAAAAUGCAGUUAAAUCCACAUUUUUAUCCUAAUUGGUUAGAUCCUGUCUGAAACAGAAAAGAAAAAAGAAAUAUCAGCAAAAAGUGAGAUCUGUGUGGAGUAAUGAGGAAACCUUUCACGUGUUAACGUAUAAACUUGACAAAUGCCACAUUUCCAUCAUUUCCUCUGCAUUACUUUUAACUCCUUUUCUUCUGUAGUUUAAAUAUCCAGCAGUGACCUAAAACAUUAGUUGACGAAUGGUUUUUCACAACAAUGAAACUAAUGAAACUUCAAGAAAAAAUCAUUUAAAAUAAAAGGUAAGAUAGUUGAUUUGUAUGUUUGAGAUGCGAAAAUCAGGUUAUUUCUGACAUUUUUACCUCAAUGAUAAAUGAUAAUGACAAAAUAGUUUCCAGUGAUUCCACUAAUUUGUCAAGCGUCUUAUCAGUCUGAGCAUUUGGGCUCUCUUUAAAUAAACUAAUGGGUGGUUCCAUUCAAAACAAAGCAACAGAUUUUAUUAACUUCUCAUAUAUUUUGUAUUUAAAAAGCAAAAUUGUUCAGGGAUUAAAGUUUUCACAUUAAGUGCUAUAAAAAGCAAGAUUAUUUCCUCUGAAAUGUAGAGAACAAUAAAAAAAAUGUGACUCACCACCUGAUUAAGCCUCAUGUUAGAUUCAGCUGAACUUUAGAAACAUCCCAACACAGAACGAAGGCUGUAGGAGUCAGUAUGAAGAGAAGGAACGAUCACAGUCUCCCUAUAUGAGUGUUGUGUUCAUGUAGAUGUGAAAAUCUAAUCUAAAGAUUGACAGCAAACAGCUCAUUUUUGUUGUGUACUGAUCAGGUAACACUGACUGAUAAUAAUUAGUCAAAGCUGGAACUCUCAUCCACAUUACUGAGGAGGUUUUUCAACCCAAAACUAUCACGUCUACAGAUAUCUAAAUAAAAAAGACAAGUUUUGGAACUAGAUUCAGCUCAACUAGAAAACAGUUGCCCCUUUUACACCAGGGCAGUUGGGUGAAAAAUCUGAAACUGGUUCUAUAGCAGGCAAAGAACCGGAUCUCUGGAGGAAAACUGGUUCCACUGGUUCCAAAGCAGCACCAACACUUCACUGGUCUGCAGCAGCUAUUCCUAAACUUUUCAACCCCCAAAAUAACGCUGCUAGAGACCCCCGAUCCCCAACGGUCACCUAAGCAGGUUGGCCAAUCCAAACACAGAACAACAACAUCCAACAGCCAAUCUAACAUUUUAUAGUCUGUAGUUCAGGGAGAAACUGAUCAACUGCUGCCCAGAGAUUUAUUAAAAAUCCGUCCAAUGAUCCAAUUAAAGCCAUGAAAUGGUGCACAGCCCCCCUCUAGUGCAGGCUGGACAAACACACUGAUGUCAACACUUCAGUAAAAUCUCUACUUCCUUCUCUGUUUGUUGCUUUGCAUCAAAUGCAUGAUUUCAGAUUUCUGUUGUUUUAUUUGGAUUGUUCAGUUUAUGGAAGAUGUUCACCUUGGCGUUUCCUUCGGCCUGUUUUAUUUGAAUAUCAGUUACAAAAAGACUCAGAAGGCAGCAAAUACAUAUUUAUAAAAUGCAGUUCUCUUACUUUUCUCAAAUAUUAUUCCUACUCUCUCGAGGGUCAGUGAACACAUCUGGUUGAUCCUUAAGUUUAAGAACUCCAGUUUAUUUUCUAAAACACUCGUUAUUUAGAGCCAGAUGAUGGAAAUGGACAAAAGCAUGAAAGUAAACUGAUCAUCUGAAGGGUUUGGAAGUAGAGUGGUCUAACUCACGCUCUGUAGUUUUUGAGAAAAAUGGGUUCAAAGUUUUGUGUUUUUAAGAAUGGACUAAUGUUCGAAGCGCCACUGUAACGCUAUAUUUGGGCUGUGGGUUCGACCACUUUGACACUAAAAUCUAGACCACUAAAUAUUACAGAAAUGACAUAAAACAGUUUGGAUUAUUUUGGGGGUUAGACCACUCUGCUUCUAGCCUAAUCCUAACUCUGUCUUGAAUAAUAUCCAAAAACAACAGCUGCACUAACUUCUCUAACAUCUAAAGCUGCAGAUGAGACAUUUCUGAGAAACAACAAACCGAUAACUGAGUAAUAAGCAUAUGGCAUUUACUGAAUUAGAAUCAUUUAUCAAAUCUUUAUAAGUUGUUCACUUGUUUAAAAAGUGAACCAAACACAAAAACAGAAACUGCGAUAAGUAAAUAUCCAACCUUAAGGCACAAAGAAUCUCCAUGAUGUUAUUGUCAUCUAAACAAACCCCAGAAUUUGAAAGUGGACGUACUUGAAACGGUUAGAUAAUCACCAAUUAUUUUAAUAAUCAAUUCAUCAGUUUUUUGCAUUUUUUUUUCAUGGAAAAAAAGACCAAAUUUUCUUAUUGCAGCUUGUUAAAUGUGAAGAUUUUCUGGAUUCUUUCCUCCUUUAUGACAGUAAACUAAAUAUCAUUGGGUUGUGUACAAAACAAGACAUUUGAGACUUUGACAAAUACAGAUCAACCAAACACUUAACUGGAAAAAUAACCUACAUAAUAAAAUAACUGUUAAAUUUGAGUCCUAAUCCACAUCCUCGGUCAUGUUCCUGUUGAGCAGUCACACUCAGAUUUUGUUUUUAUUCCUGGCUUUUUCUUUUCCAGACAAAACAAGACAACAAAGCAGCAUUUCUUCCUCCAACCAGAAGGUUGUCAUCAUGUUUUCUAGCAGUCAACCACAUGUGCAAACCCUAGAUUGUAGUUUUGAGUCUGCAGCUGUCUGCGGUGACGAAGGCAGAAACCAUGAAUCGGGUUGAAACCAGGACAUUCUGCUGUUUUUCUGGAUUUUAGAACUUUAAAUGUUGUGUCUCUGCUCUGUGGCGUUCACUGACCCUGUCUGGACCUUUUUUUUUUCAUUGAAAACAGCAAUGCUCCAAGUUGUAGAUGCAAAAGAUUUUUAAAAAAUUAAUACUGGUUCGACUUUAUAAGGCAGACAGUAUCAUUUAAACUGAUUUGCGAUGUUUUUACACUUUUUUUUGGAGAUAUGACACGUAAAGUCAGCUAAAAUCCCACGAGUUUGUGUUAAAUUAAGCAGUUAUUGGUCGAUCCUUCAACUGUCCUACAGAUGAUGUUUGUCCUGUAGUGGUGCCGGUAGUGUCAAAAAGGAAAAGAGACAACAAACUAGUUAAGAAAACUAAAAGAACAGUCACAAAUCCAGGUAUAACUUAACUCCGUAUCCAGAACAGAACCAUCCACAUAACUAAAUAUAAUUCCUGCAGAUCUGAGUCAUUCUGGAUUUUGUGAAGUUGAAGAAAACACCUGCAGUACUUCUAAUUUUAAUUCUUUCUUUCUUCUUUCUCACCUGUCCCUCUGUUGCGGCUUUAUCUGAUCUCACCUGUCAGCAGUGAGUCAGUAGCUCCCCCUGGUGGCUCUGACUCUGAAGUGCAAAGUAUUUUAAUUUCCCUGCACUUCAUAUUAUUUACGUUUGCACGAGCAGAAACACUUUUUUUUACUACUAACAGUUAUGUUCAUUAUCAGUUAAUGAAACUCAGCUUAAUACAGCUUUGUGUUAAUCUGUGAAACAGGUCAACAGAUAAAAGAUUUAAAAAAAAUACAUUUAAACAGCUGACAGUGUUGUUCAUAAAAAUAUAUCUUUAAAAAAAAAAAAACGCAAAACAGAAGAAAUCCUCACAUUUGUGAAGCUCAUACCAGAAAACAGGAGCUCGUAAAUGAUUCAUUAAUUAUCAAAAAUGAUCUCAUAUUGAUCAUAAUCUGCAUUUACACGUCAGAAAACAGAAGAAAAAUCGUUCCAGCAUCGACUGAUUCAGGAUUCAGCGUGAUUAAAGCAAUAUAAUCAAACGAACUACGCUGAGUGAAGAGGAGGAAAUAUUAAUGUGUUGCACUAUCUACUGUCUAACAGAGUGCUGGGAGCUUUUUAUUAUUCAGGUUAAUUCUUUAAAACGGCCAAAGACCAGCCGCUCAGACAUCCCGACUUUCCCAAAAACACUCAAAUCGUACAUCUCCCAUGAUUCAACGGGCAUGAUACAUUUAAAAAAAAAAAAAAAAAAAAAAAAAAACACUAGCAGUUGUUUUUUCACCAAACGUUCAGCUUCCCAUCAGGUAACUUGCAGAAACUUUUAACGUAUUGAUAUUUGUGUUUUCACAGCGGUCUAAAGCUACAAGAAAACUGAGCCAGUUUGUCUGCCAAAGAAUCAAACGUGGAACAAAUGAAUGUGGUCUUCGCUCAGUCAAUCAGUGAUAAAACCACUCAAACCAAACUAUUUCUUAAUAAGGUUAAAGAACCUAAUUAAACACGAAGGCGACUCCCUGACUGGUAUCUCUGAGAGGCGAAACUGAGCUGAAUUUAUCCCGUUUUCUUCAGUAAAAAUAAAAAGUGUAACUUCAGAUUUGAAAAAAGUCACAGAUGACAUUGAUGGAUUUACUGACAGUCAAAAUAUCAAUAUAUUCAUAUAGUGCCACUUUACUGUAGAGCUAACAGGAAAAACUAGACUAAAUUUGGGUGAAUUGUUAACAUCUGUAGAUUCUAAUCUUCAUUUUAAAGCCAUCGGAUGACUGUAUAUUUAAUAUAUGACAGUGCAGUGGGAUCUCAAAGACAGAUUUCACAGCAGAAUCACAUCACAGUGGUUUAAAUCAGCUAAAGGACGGCUCCUCUUCUACCACAUACAGCCUGAAUCAGUCAAUAACUCUUAAACUACCUUCAAACAACCAACCAAACUGGAUUAAUAUCAUCAACAACAUCUCUACUGUUGUUUUUCUACCACCUGCUUCAUCCCCAAAGCCCCAACAACAAUCAGUAUUUCUGGCAAAUAAUGAACUUUAGCCAUAACCGAAUGUCAAGCAAUAAUGUAAAUGUUGUAUUUUUAAUCUUUGUGUAUAGUUUUAAAAACACGGCAUGUCGACGCGGAUUCUAAUUUAAAGUUAGGAUUAAUUUAUCUUCUGACUCUUCUGUGUUAUUUUCGUCUCGACCCGUCGUGUAAUCACACGUUUUUCUCCCUCCAUGCCACUUUAAGGUGAUUUUAUGAAUUUAUUCUGUACAGGAAAAACACGGCGACCGAUGCCCGCCGAGCAUCGAAACUGUUCAUCUGUUGAUUUCUGAGCAUCAUCGUGUAAGAUAUCUGGUUUGAUAUGCACAGCUCUCAGUUUAGCUUUAGUUUAGUAACGGAGAGCGUUUUGUGUUUUUAAUAAGCGUGUGGUGCUUUUUGUUAGCAGAGGUCUGGAUUUUACCAACUAUGCCACAUUGUAUGUUUCUUCACAGGGUAACAAACGCGCAAAAAAGGAAUAUUCUGGUUUUUAACAACGUGACGGCAACAUUUUCAGAACGGCAGCAGGUCGUUUAAUGACGCCCAAUCAAUACUGAGCUUUUACAGAAACUAAAAUUCAGGGUACAUUUUUUUGGGAGGGAUUUUCAAAGCUGGAAAUUUCCACCUGAUUUCCGUCCUAAGUUGUACAAAACCAGAAUUUUGCUUUGAAGUAUUAUGAUAAUGAAACGUCAUAGUACAGGAUGUUAUUGCCGAAGCUGCACCUGUAUCAGCGUGUCGGACUCGGACUGUCGGUUUCUUUGUUUAAAUUGCUAAAACGUGACUUUUUUUUGAUACAAAACAGAGCUGCUGUAUCUGACAUGUAAAAAAAACCCCAAUAAAACAGAGAAGAGAGAAAUGCA